Molecule: messenger RNA, 1276 nt
Organism: Scylla paramamosain (green mud crab)
Lineage: Eukaryota; Metazoa; Arthropoda; Malacostraca; Decapoda; Portunidae
Product: trans-1,2-dihydrobenzene-1,2-diol dehydrogenase-like
Exons: 8
Coding region: 172-1176 (334 amino acids)
Molecular function (GO): nucleotide binding
Source: RefSeq, a predicted model, not a curated record
CUGCUGAUUGUGAACAAAUGGGCCACCCGCGUCGUAUAUCCACUCCAGCAACCUCAGAAAGGGACAAAUUGCGCCCAGUCUUCAGAGAGAGAGAGGUGUCACGACUCACACUUGGUUUUCUCCAUAAACCCUAGACCUUCAAACGCCGACCCUCAUAGUCCUGUCUGCAACAUGGCCACUCGAUGGGGCAUCAUCAGCGCCGGGUUGACAUCCAGUGACUUCGUGUCGGCGAUGCAAGUCCUCCCAAAGGAGGAGCAUCAGGUGGUGGCAGUGGCCGCGCGCUCCCUGCAGGACGCCAAAAACUUCGCAGCCAAGUUUGACAUCGAGAAGGCUUAUGGGUCGUACAGCGAGGUGGCCAACGAUCCCAACGUGGACGUGGUGUACAUCGGCACCAUCCAGACCUACCACCUGCCAGUGGCCACCGAGAUGCUGAAGGCGGGGAAGGCCGUGCUGUGCGAGAAGCCGUUGUGCAUGAACGUGAGGGAGACCCGGCAGCUGAUACAGACGGCACAGGAGUGUGGCGUCUUCUUCAUGGAGGCUGUCUGGUCCAGGUUCUUCCCGGUCUACAAAGAGUUGUCUCGCAGGCUGAAGGACGGAGAGAUAGGCGAGGUGGUGCAGGUCAUUGCGUCUUUCGGCAAGAAUUUGCCUCAUGUGGAAAGACUUCAGCGGCCGGAGACGGGCGGCGGUGUGACAUUGGAUAAUGGCAUCUACCCGGUGCAACUGACCACUCUGGCUAUGGGCGGAGACAAGCCCCUCAAGGUGCUCGCCGGGGGCCAUCUGAACAAGAAUGGCGUGGACGAGACCAUCAGCGCCUGCCUCGUGUACUCCAACGGGCGUGUGGCUUCCCUCUCUGCGUCUAUGAGAGCCGAUCUUCCCUCUGAGGCGUUCAUUGUCGGCACUAAGGGCACCAUAAAGGUUCACUGCCCAAUGAAGUGCCCCGAAGUCAUGGAGGGUCCGUGGGGUAAAUCAAUACACCCGCUGCCGAAGAAUUCCUUGACAUUCAACUCAAACAACAGCGAGGGAAUGAUGUACGAGGCGGCGGAGGUGCGCAGGUGCCUCAACGAAGGUCUGCUGGAGAGUCCCGGGAUGCCUCACGCAGAGUCCAUCACGUUGGCGGAGGUCAUGGAGCAAAUCCGGACCCAGGUGGGGACUGUGUAUCCUCAGGACUCCAUGUAAACACUGCACGCCGGCGCCACUGAAGGCAGGCGGCGCUCCAGGAUGAGAUCUAUGGAAAUUAUCCUCCUAUGAUGUGUCACCAAUAAAAAUAAUGAGAAUA